AUGCCAGAAGAAAGACCAUUAACCUUUCUAGAUUCUCAUUCACUUUCUACUCAAAUCGAUCAUAGAAAUCUUAAUCAGUUUGAAUCACUUUCAAAUCCAAUCAACUCAAUCAAAAUACCAAGAAAACUUUCAACUUUUCAUUCAUCACAACAACAACAACAACAACACAACAACACUUCAUCUAUUCCUAUCUUACAUUCUCACUCAGCUUCUCACACUCAUCAUCUUUCAAUCUCUGAUUCAGAAUCAAACAUCAAUUCAUCUACUCUCUCUAAUCGACGCGCCCGUUCUGCUGAACCUGUCAAUCCUGAUAGAUCUACUGACCAAGCUAUCCAAGCUAGCUCUCCGCAAAUUAAUAGUCCAAGAAGUCUGGUACGCAAUAUUGCUUAUAUCACCUCAGAUUUGAUCACUAACAGUCUGUCUAUCCAGAAACCUGAUCACCAACUCCAUCAAUCUAGUCAUCUCAAGAAAUCAAUGGCUGAGGAAACCCAUCCUAGGCCUACAAUGCAUCCUCCGCCUCGACCUACCACUUGUGAAUCAGCACACAAGAAAUCAGAUCAUUCUAGUCCAUCCAAAUUCACUCCUGGAAGGACUGAUUCUCUUACUCGCAUCUCAAAUCAUUCGCCAUCUUUUUCCAACCCACUCCCACCGAUCCUUUCGGCCCCCGAGCAUCUUCAAUCUCAUCCUCUUCUUCGCUCACAGAGGAGUGGUAGUUCAAUCUCACCUCCACGUAAUCCUAUCACGCUCUGUUCAUCGGAUUCCCCUUCACCCGUUAGCUUCACAUCACACUCAGUACCACUUGAUCAUUCUUCACCUACUCCAUCUGCUCCUACUCAAGUACCAUCAAAUCCACUUUCUAGAAUCAGAACGGCUCUUACACCACCCCCAUUUCAAUCACCGGUUCGAACUCCACUCACUUGUACCUCUCAAUCAAGUGUCUCCAAACUCUUACAUUCUUCAAAUUCAUAUGCUUUCACAAAUGAGCGCGCUCAGUCUAAAGCAGAAACAAAUACAUUGACCUCACCCAAGACUGAUUUGAAGCACUCACCCAAUCCUCAACCUAGCUCACUUCUUCGAUCACCCCUCAGUUCAGCUCGACCUUCACCAUCAAAACUCUUACCUUCUAGUUCUCAAGCUACUAAUACCGAUCGACCUACCUUUUCACCUUUAGCCAUCUCACCUUUAGCAACCUCAUCCCAAUCUGAUUCUAACUCAGGAGGCAUGAAUGAUAAACCAACCUAUAGUUAUGCAGCUUUGAUUGGACAAGCCAUCAAUUGUUCUGAAUUUAAAAAAGUUUGUUUGAAUGAUAUCUAUGCCUAUAUUAUGCAUAAUUAUUCGUAUUAUCGUAAGGAUGAAGCAGGAUGGCAAAAUUCGAUUCGACAUAAUCUUUCGUUAAAUGAAAGUUUUAUUAAACUUCCACGUGGUCCAAACGAACCGGGUAAAGGAUCUUUUUGGGCUAUCGCACCGGGUGCAGAAGAUCAAUUUGUGAAUGGAGGAUUUAAGAAAAAGUCAAAUCCGAUCAGUACUCCUCAACAAGUGAAUCGUGAUCCGAGUCAAAGACGUGCUAAAGUGGCUCACGGUGGAUCGAGUGUGACGAAAAGGGUGAAAUCAAAUGAAGAAGAAUCUAUGAGAGCUGGUCCUUCUAGUCUUACAGCUACACCUACCAUCAAUAUCUCGGCUAAUACUAUCAAUCAUCAUCAUCCGAUCUCAUCGGCGCCUCGUGUACCUGGCAUCCGAACCGUUAGUCAUGCUAAUUAUUGUCGUAGUCAACAAUCUUCUACAACACUUUCUUCUAGUCCUCAAUACGCUUCAUCACCUAAUCGAACGGGAUAUCAUCAUUCGCCUACUGAAGAUCUGAUGACAGUUACCAUGUCACGUGUGAAAGUAGGAGGGAUCAGACAUGCUUCUUCUUCUGCUACUGCUUCUUCAUCACCAUGGAAUGGUACUAAAGAAUCAGGUUUGUAUAAACGGUCUCAAGGUUUAUUGGUCGAACAGGAUAAAUGGGGAACUAGAAAUCGAGAAACGUCUUCUGUUCAUCGAACUAGUUUGGAUCUUCAUCAUCCUCAUCAUCAACCUGGACCAAGCGGUCAACCAAUACAAUCACCUUCUUCAUCAACAUCAUUAUCGAAUCCUUUGAGGUAUCCUGCUUCGUUAUCUUUAGGUCAUAAGAAAAGAAGAGUUGGUGAAGGAGAUAUGGGUUCUUCACCUGGAUCAUUGAGGAGUAUUAGUUCAAUCAACGAAAGUUUAGUAUUUUCAAAACCAAUCUUAGAUGAAACCGAUCAAACAUUUGGAAGACCGAUCGAAAGAAACAUGCCUGGAACGGGAACCAGAAAAUAUAGUUUACCAGCUCUACCAUUGAUAAAGAGAACAAGACCAGAAGAAUUGAUGAUGAUGGGACUAGGAGGGGAAAAGGAGGAAAGAAGAGAAGAAGAGAGUUUGAGAUUAGCACCGAUUAUUGGAGGGAUUAUAGAUGAUCAAGAAUUGGAAAAGAAGAGGAAUGGGGGGAACGGGAGGAAUGGGAUUGGGAUUGGGAGGAAUGGGAUUGGGAAUGGGGGUAAGGAGAUUAGGUUGAGCUCUGUGAAGGAGAUUUUGAGCUCGGCUAAGCAUCCGUUUAAGUCGAACUUUUUUGGGAUGGGAAUGGGAGUUGGGAUGGGAAUGGGAGUAGGGAUGGGAAUGGGAGUAGGGAUGGGAAUGGGAAUGGGCAUGGGGAUGGGAGUUGGGUUGGGAGUAGGGAUGAAGAAUAAAGGUUUGGAAACUCCGGUUAGUUCUUUUAGGUCUACUGUUCUUAAUCAUCAAGAUCAAGAUCAUGAUCAUGAUCAAAAUAGUGAUUCAAGAGGCAGUAGGGAUGAGGAUAGGGAUAGGGAUGAGGAGAGAGAUAGGGAUGAGGGUGAAGGGAAUGGAGUGAUAGAAGAAAAGAAUGAAGUGGCAGAAGAAAGGAAUGAAGUGGAAGGAGAAAGGAAUGUAGUGGAAGAAGAUGAGGAUGAAGUUGAAAUUGAUGAGAUUGAGGAUUAA
Molecule: messenger RNA, 3012 nt
Organism: Melampsora larici-populina 98AG31
Lineage: Eukaryota; Fungi; Basidiomycota; Pucciniomycetes; Pucciniales; Melampsoraceae
Exons: 2
Coding region: 1-3012 (1003 amino acids)
Biological process (GO): regulation of transcription by RNA polymerase II
Molecular function (GO): DNA-binding transcription factor activity, RNA polymerase II-specific; RNA polymerase II cis-regulatory region sequence-specific DNA binding
Source: RefSeq, a predicted model, not a curated record